ACUAAAUAGAAACCAGUCUACCCUUGUCGGGUUUUGUUAACUCUAAAGAUAUGUUGAUUUUCAUCGCCGGCGUAGCCCGAGCUUUUCCGUCACCUGUUUUCCCCGGAACCUUGUUCAAACGCCUUCCCGCUCGUCAACAUUCAUUCCUCAGUUUCAACAUUCUUUCCGCCAGGAGGAUCAGCUUCUCGGUCUCAGCCACCGCCCCCGCCGCCGGAAGCCUCCAUUUGAGGGAUUUGUCCUCCGAGCAGAAAAAUCAACUUCGGCUUUAUAUCGACACGCUACUCCAAUGGAACAAGAAAAUGAACCUCACGGCCGUGAAAGAGGAGAAUGAGGUGAUGGAAAGGCAUGUGGAGGACUCAUUAGCGAUUGUGAAUCCCCUUCGCGAUUCAUACCUGUCGCGCUGUGGAAAUUCUGUUGAGAAUUUGAAUGUCGUCGAUGUUGGAAGUGGAGCAGGUCUUCCUGGAUUGAUUCUCGCCAUCGCCUGCCCUGGUUGGAACGUUACACUGCUUGAGUCCAUGAAUAAGCGUUGCGUCUUCUUGGAGCAUGCUGUUAGCCUCAUUGGCUUGCACAAUGUGCGAAUUGUUCGAGAUCGAGCUGAGAAUCUUGGACAAAAUCUUAAAUUCAGAGAGUCUUUUGACAUUGCAGUUGCUAGAGCCGUUGCAGAAAUGAGAGUUCUUGCUGAAUACUGCCUUCCUCUAGUCCGUGUUGGUGGUUUGCUUGUGGCUGCGAAAGGUCAUGAUCCUCAGGAGGAAGUGACAAAAGCUGAAAGAGCUAUUCGUUUGAUGGGGGGUUCUAUCUUGCAAACAUGUUCCGUGGAAUCACAUAGCAAAUACGGGCAGAGAACAGCGAUUGUAUGCCUAAAAGAGGGUCCGACCCCAAGAAAAUAUCCUCGUGCUCCCGGUACUCCAUUGAAGCUACCACUGUAAGAAUGAUGCUCUACCGCCAUGCCUUCGAGCUUCAG
Andrographis paniculata is the source of this 961-nucleotide messenger RNA. RefSeq lists its product as uncharacterized. The record is from RefSeq and is a predicted model, not a curated record. Gene Ontology annotation, cellular component: cytoplasm; cytosol. The transcript is spliced from 7 exons. The coding region runs from base 51 to 926 and encodes 291 amino acids. NCBI's taxonomy places the organism in Eukaryota, Viridiplantae, Streptophyta, Magnoliopsida, Lamiales, Acanthaceae. Gene Ontology annotation, biological process: rRNA processing. Gene Ontology annotation, molecular function: rRNA (guanine-N7-)-methyltransferase activity.